Messenger RNA from Cajanus cajan (pigeon pea), 718 nucleotides. RefSeq names its product protein BUNDLE SHEATH DEFECTIVE 2, chloroplastic. The record is from RefSeq and is a predicted model, not a curated record. Gene Ontology annotation, molecular function: protein folding chaperone. Lineage: Eukaryota; Viridiplantae; Streptophyta; Magnoliopsida; Fabales; Fabaceae. Gene Ontology annotation, cellular component: protein folding chaperone complex; chloroplast stroma.
CCAUUAUUCUGUCCCUCAGUUUGACUGUUUGAGUGUAUAACAACAACACUGCAUUAUCUAAUCCUCACCGCUUCAAGUGUUGUUCAUUACUCAGCCAACUUAAACAAAUUUUAGAGUAUAUUCUAAAUCUUCCAAUGGUCCCUGCCAUGUGCCUAACUUCCCCUAGAACUACACCACCACCAGAAUGCUUAGGUAUUGGUAUAGAAAGCCAUGCAAGUUCAAAGCAUAUUGGAGUGUUCCAUGGCCCUCUAAAUACCAAAUAUCGCUUUGUCAUUGCAAAGGCUGCAAAAGGCAACCGAAACACAAAACCGAAUAGUGUGAUUUGUGCUGACUGUGAUGGAAAUGGAGCUGUUCUCUGCUCUCAAUGCAAAGGUAGCGGGGUGAACUCUGUUGAUGUUUUCGAUGGACGGUUUAAAGCUGGUGACUCGUGUUGGCUUUGCGGAGGUAGGAAGGAGAUGUUAUGUGGGAAUUGCAAUGGAGCAGGCUUUGUUGGUGGCUUCUUGAGCACUUAUGAUCAGUAGGGAUCAAGUCCUUGUUUGUAGCUAGGGAUAGCUCCAACUACUUUAAUAUCACUCUAGAUUUUAUAUUUGGUAGUUCUCAGUUCACUUGUAUGUAGCCAUAGUGAUUGCUUAAAAACGAAUAGACAGAAAUAUGCAAUAUUAUAUUUGCCCCCUUUGUAAACAGGUUAGCUGUCACAACACUCAUAUUUUUGUUGUCA